Symbiodinium pilosum is the source of this 933-nucleotide messenger RNA. NCBI's taxonomy places the organism in Eukaryota, Dinophyceae, Suessiales, Symbiodiniaceae. The record is from the annotation of a GenBank genome assembly.
AUGGCAGCUUUGGUGCUUACAGCGGGCCUCUUCAAAUCCUCGGCGGCCGAAGCUAUGCCUCUGGAGGUCCUGAAGCGCGUGGAGCAACAAGAGGCGAAGGCCGAGACCUCAAGGAGGACUUUGCCUGAAAUCCGGGAAGGAUCUUCCCAGCGGGCAUUGACAGUGGCAAGGAAGCUGGAAGAGAAGCGGGCCGUGCUGUUUGGAGCCUAUUGGUGUCCCUACUGCGACCAAGAGCGGCAAGCUCUUGGCCGCGAGGUCUUUGCUAAUGGCAAGGCAUACGUGCGAUACGUGGAGUGCGAUCCGCGUGGGGAGAACGGUCAACCUGGUCUUUGCCAAGCAGCAGGGGUGACAAGCUUUCCUACUUGGGCCGUAGCAGUUGAACCUAGCUCCGCCGAUGCCUUGCCCUUCGAGCUCCACCCUGGUUUCAAGGGUUUGUCUGGGCUGGAACGGCUGGUGGGCCUUCCGCCCCCGCCGGAGGAAGUCGCGGCUGCUGUGGCGCCGCCAGUAAAGACCAAUUCGGACGUGCAGGCGGUGACGGUGGCCCGGCAGUUGCAGCAAGGUGGUGCGGUUUUCUACGGAACUUUUUGGUGUCCGGCUUGCGAUGCCCAGCGGCAGGUCUUCGGGCAGCCUGCCUGGGCACAGGUGCCGUACGUGGAGUGCGAUGAGCGUGCUUCGCAAUCGGAUCCUCAGCGGUGUUUGAAAGCUGGGGUGGAUGCCAUUCCUUUCUGGACCUUUGCAGACGGCACUACACAUGCUGGCGUCCUGACUGUGUCGGAUCUUCAAGCAAAGCUGCAGACUUCUACGCCAGCAGGCUCCUCCACUAGCGCGCGGCCGGCGCCCGUGCAGCUGCCCAUGCCCAACUCCGACUGCAAAGACUGCAAGAUCGGCGACCGCCCCGCCGACAAGGCCGGUGCUGCACCGGCGAAGAGCUGA